Saccostrea echinata is the source of this 589-nucleotide messenger RNA. RefSeq lists its product as uncharacterized. NCBI's taxonomy places the organism in Eukaryota, Metazoa, Mollusca, Bivalvia, Ostreida, Ostreidae. The record is from RefSeq and is a predicted model, not a curated record. The transcript has 2 exons. Bases 70 to 405 code for a protein of 111 amino acids.
UAGUUCCAAGAGUUAUCUUUAAGCCCCUCCCCCUUACGUCAUCUUCGACCUACAUCACAAACAUUCAACAUGGCGAGCGAUUCAGCCUCGGCAACAGAUUCGGUGGUAUAUGUUCCAGAUACGAUAUCGGUGUCGUAUCUCGACCGAAGUAAAGAUUUAUCCCAGAAAGUGUUGGAGAAGGGUUUAAAUUGUUUCACACAAGGUUGUAUUCAUAAUAUCCGAGUGUCAAAGCCUGAAAAUAGGAUACGAGUUGAUGCAAAUUGCUGGCGAUCCAAGAGGAAGUCACAGCCGCCGUAUUCGCUGCAGAUCGAAAUAAAUGUCGAAAAAUCAACUUUGACCGAAUCAUAUUGCAAAUGCAAAGUAGGACUAGGGAUCUUAAACGCCAUGAGCCUGUCAACAGUGUAGGGUGUGAAGACACUUCCAUUCAUCAUAAAUCCCCUAUUACUUUGCCCCCAGAGUUUGUAAAUUUAAAUAAAGUGAUGACACAAGAGGAAAUUAUAAAAAUAGAGAUUGAGACAAGAAAACAACACAACUCUGGUGAUUGGUAUAAACACAGAAAGGGCAGGCUUACAGCUUCCAACUUUGAGAA